CUUACAAAACGCGAAACGUAUUUACAGUUCUAUUUUUGUUUUCUAUUUACGUCUGAAAUUGCGUUGUUGCGUAUUAUAAAGAGAGAAUUAAAAAAUUGCGAAAAUGGAUUUCGGUUGAUUAGAAGAUGGGGUUGACGAACCAAUUUGUCAAAUCGUUCUAUUCCGUUAGGUCACAUUUAGUGCCUGAUUCGGCAAAACAAUCUUCUUUGCACUCAUUGCUUGAGAAUGUAAUUUUAAAAACCCGUGAAUUUUUUGGUGUUGCGAACAAAAAGUGUAAUUUGCCAUCUGGUUUUUGUAGAUAUCAGUACAGAUUACCCGUAGAAUAUUUUCCUAAUGUCUCAACUAAUUCCGCAAUACGAAAGUCAAAAUUUAUUUCUUAUCGUCCAGGGUUUAUUCAAAAGGUUACUUCAAAAUGGGUUGUAAAUUCUUUAGCCAAAAAUGCUAGUAAAAAUAUAUUGCAUAGGAAAGGGCCAUUUUUAUGUUUUGUUGGAUUUGCUCUCGCAAAGAAACCCUCCUUACUUACUGCUGAUGAAGAAAUUGAAGGAAUAUCCUUUAAAAUUAGAGAUGCUUUUUCAACUUUGCCAUGGCAGAUUGACACACCAAGUGUUCUUAAAACUGUUUUAAAUGGAAAAGAUUUUACUUUUGAAGAUUUAAAAAUUGGAAAAUUAUUAGCAAAAGGAAGUAAUGCUGCUGUUUACAGUGCUUGUCUUGAGCCAAAAGAAACAAAAUCUGAAUCAGAAAAUAAGGAACAAAAGUUGGAAAAGAGUUUUUCAGAACUUUUCAAGGAUAAUUUAAUGGUUAAUUCAAGAGUCAUUAUUUCUCAUUCAGAAGAUAUUGCUAAAACGGUGAUGAAGAAAGAAAAUUUAAGUCAUCUACAGAAUUAUGAUUCAAAUGACCUUGCUGUCAAAGUUAUGUUUAACUACAGUGCAGAAUCGAAUGCUUUUGCCAUAUGGCGGGCUAUGUACAAAGAAAGUUUACCAUCAAUUUCUGAACUUUCUUUGGGAGACUUUGCAAGGAACAAAAUUAGAAAAAAACAUUUGAAACCUCAUCCUAAUAUUGUGGAAAUGUACUUUGCCUUUGCUAAUCAAUUACCUUUGCUUCCUGGUGCUUUUGAAAAUUAUCCUCAAGCUCUUCCUCAAAGACUCUUGGAUGAUGGAUGUGGAAGAAAUAUGACUCUCUUUCUUGUGAUGAAAAGGUAUAAAUUUUCUACAGCCUAA
Messenger RNA from Uloborus diversus, 1217 nucleotides. RefSeq names its product serine/threonine-protein kinase Pink1, mitochondrial-like. Gene Ontology annotation, molecular function: protein serine/threonine kinase activity. The transcript has 5 exons. Gene Ontology annotation, cellular component: mitochondrion. Lineage: Eukaryota; Metazoa; Arthropoda; Arachnida; Araneae; Uloboridae. The record is from RefSeq and is a predicted model, not a curated record. The coding region runs from base 126 to 1217 and encodes 363 amino acids. Gene Ontology annotation, biological process: positive regulation of mitochondrial fission; autophagy of mitochondrion; protein phosphorylation.